Triticum dicoccoides is the source of this 1519-nucleotide messenger RNA. RefSeq names its product probable sarcosine oxidase. The coding region runs from base 97 to 1341 and encodes 414 amino acids. Gene Ontology annotation, molecular function: sarcosine oxidase activity; flavin adenine dinucleotide binding. The record is from RefSeq and is a predicted model, not a curated record. The transcript is spliced from 2 exons. Lineage: Eukaryota; Viridiplantae; Streptophyta; Magnoliopsida; Poales; Poaceae.
CACCUUCCGCAAAGCCAGCCGCUCGCUGCCGCUCCCGCUCUCCCCCACCUCGGCUCAGCGCCUCGCACGCUCCUACCAUCUCCCCGAUCAGCGACCAUGGCUGCUCCUUCUACCGAGCGCUCGCUCAAUUUCGACGUGAUCGUCGUCGGCGCGGGCCUCAUGGGCAGCUGCGCGGCGCACGCGGCGGCGUCCCGCGGCGCGCGCGUGCUCCUGCUCGAGCGCUUCGACCUCCUCCACCACCGCGGCUCGUCGCACGGCGAGUCCCGCGCCAUCCGCGACACCUACCCGCAGCCGCACUACCCGCCUAUGGUCCGCCUCGCGCGCCGCCUCUGGGACGACGCCCAGCGGGACGCCGGGUACGCCGUGCUCACGCCCACCCCGCACCUCGACCUGGGGCCCCGGGACGAUCCCAACUUCCGCGCCGUCGUCGCCAGCGGCGCCACCGAGCUCGCACCGACGGGGGCCGCGCCGCGGCCGGCGUGGGCGGAGGCGUUCAGGGUGCCGGAGGGGUGGGCGGCGGCGAGCAGCGAGCUGGGCGGGGUGAUCAAGGCAACCAAGGCCGUGGCCAUGUUCCAGGCGCUCGCCGCCAAGAUGGGCGCCGUCGUGAGAGACAGGACGGAGGUGAUCGACGUCGUCGCCGGAAAGAAAGGAGAAGGAACGACGAUCGUGGUGAAGACAUCAAGCGGCGAGGAGUUCCAUGCCGCCAAGUGCAUCAUCACGGUGGGUGCGUGGACGAGCAAGCAGGUGAAGUCCGUCACCGGUUCCGACCUGCCGGUGCAGCCGCUCCACACCCUCCUCUGCUACUGGAAGGUGAAGCCCGGCCACGAGCGCGAGCUCACGACGGAGGCCGGUUUCCCGACGUUUUCGAGCUACGGUGACCCGUGCAUCUACAGCACGCCGUCGAUGGAGUACCCGGGCCUGAUCAAGAUCGCCAUGCACGGCGGGCCGCCGUGUGACCCAGACAGCAGGGACUGGACCGUCGGCACCACCGAGGGCGAGGGUGGGCUGGCGGAUCCCGUGGCACGGUGGAUCGACGAGGUGAUGCCGGGCCACGUCGACACUGCCGGCGGGCCGGUGCUCCGGCAGGCGUGCAUGUACUCCAUGACGCCCGACGAGGACUUCGUGAUCGACUUCCUGGGCGGCGAGGAGUUCGGGAGGGACGUGGUUGUCGGCGCCGGGUUCUCUGGUCACGGGUUCAAGAUGGGCCCUGCCAUCGGGAGGAUCCUUGCUGAGAUGGCGUUGGACGGUGAGUCAGGGACGGCGGCAGAGGCUGGCGUGGAGCUCGAGCACUUCAGGAUCGGACGGUUCGACGGCAACCCGAUGGGGAACGCUACAAGUUGAUAAGAUGAAAAUGAUUUGGUGGUCAUGCCCAAGUGGUAACCACCGCAAUUUCCAUGUGCCAACAAUCUGUGCAGUGGUACUGCUGAACUAUGUGCAACUUUCAUGUGUUUUCUGUUUGUCGCUAAGUGAAAUAUUUCUGUGAACUUUCGAUCAAUGGAGUUGCACGUACGUUGAUGCA